CUCCUCCGGCCCCCUACACCCCCUCCCUAUCUCCGUCACCUCCUCCGGCCCCCUACACCCCCUCCCUAGCUCCGGCACCUCCUCCAUCCCCCGACACCCCCUCCUUAUCUCUGUCACCUCCAUCCCCUUACUCCCCCUGCCCAUCUUUGUCACACACCAACAGCGCCCCACUGCCUCGGCACUGACCCUCCGACAGCGCCGGCUCCCUCGGCGCCGACCGUCCGUGCAGUACGAUGAUGGGUGCCCGUGCUGGGAGUGGGUCGGGGGAGGUCCUGGUCCCAGCCGAGGUAUGGGAUACCCUAAGGGCAGACCCCCGUCUGCAUGAGUUUGAGGUGAGCUACGACGUGGAGGUGAGUCAGCGCCAGGGGUCAGACCCUCACCGGGGGGUGUCUACCGUCUGCCUGAGCCCCCGUCAGCCCAGCCCCUGGCACUGGUUGGCACGGGCUAGGGAAGAGUUUAUCCGUCUGUGCGGGUCCGUGCUCCCACGCCACUCCCCCCAACCCUCCGUCCCCCGGAGUCUGUCCCCCGCUCCCUACCGUGACCCCUGCCCCAUAUGCCUGGGGGAGAUGACUGAGGCCAGGACCCUCGAUGGCUGUGGACAUUCCUUCUGCCCUCCCUGCAUCCAAGGGGCAUUCCAGGUCCGCCCCGUCUGCCCCGUCUGCGGCUUCAUCUACGGCGUUGUCACCGGUGACCAGCCACUUGGUGGCUCGAUGUCAUCUGCCAAGCAGCAGGGACUCCAGCUGCCCGGGUACGAGGGCUCAGGCAGCAUCCAGAUCACCUACACCAUCCCAAGUGGCAUUCAGGGGCCAGAACACCCAAACCCAGGCCAGGCGUACCGAGGGACAACGAGAGUGGCUUACCUCCCCGACUGUAGCGAGGGCCGCAAGGUGUACCAGCUGCUGAAGAAAGCGUUCGAUCAGAGGCUGAUCUUCACCGUGGGGACGUCUCGGACGACUGGCCAGUCAAACGUGGUCACUUGGAAUGACAUUCACCACAAAACCAGCCCCUGGGGUGGGCCUGAGCGCUUCGGUUACCCCGACCCCUCGUACCUCGAGCGAGUGCAGCAGGAGUUGGCAGCCAAAGGCAUUACAGCGGACUAGCAGAGCCGGAGAGAACAGAUACGCUGACGGUGGGGGAGGGGAGGGGUGCAGUUUUGAGUCACCCACUUCGCUGAGGCAGUCUGGGUUCACAUGGUGGCUCGUAUGUCGGGGUGUAUGUGUUAGAAAGUGAAAAGACUUUCUUAUUUCUUUCUCAUUCGUUGUGGAUGUGAAAAUCUUGUGAGCACAGUUUACACAGCUGUAGGUUCCAGCAGAGAGGAACUGUGUCCCGAUUGGUUGGCCGCAAGUCGCUGAUUGGUCUAUGGGCUGGUGACCCAUUGUCUGUAACGGGGUACUUCUGCCUGCCAACAGCUACGUGAUUGGUUCUGAAGUUGCUGGACAGCUUGGAGCUGCGAACAAGACUACAACCAGCUGUCUCUCUGUUCUCUGCAGUAAAAGCCACUUCCAACAUGGAGAGGAACAGAUUCUCUUUCCUCCAGCAUUUGCUGAAAGCUGUGACUUUUUAAUCAAAAAAUCAGAGACUUAUUUUCUCCAUGAACUGGUCACCCUGUGCCUGCUGCAAACCGGCAGCAACAUCCGGACAACGAAGAUUCUGGAACAGAUCAGCACAAGAACCGUCUCAGCAAAUUCUGUGACCAGGGAGCACGGAACCACUUUCUCCGUUUUCCCUUCUGUCCGUAUCACCCGUGUUUUAUUUUGCUGUCUCUAUGUGAGAGUAUGGUAGGGGGACAUGAUGAGGGGAAUUUGAGUUUUAGUUGGUGGAGAUGUAACCUGAUGCUAUGUAACCAUUUACCUGUUGUCAGAGUCUAAUUACUGGGAAUAAAUAGUAAUUCUAGUUAAGUAGA
Molecule: messenger RNA, 1903 nt
Organism: Rhincodon typus (whale shark)
Lineage: Eukaryota; Metazoa; Chordata; Chondrichthyes; Orectolobiformes; Rhincodontidae
Product: probable E3 ubiquitin-protein ligase DTX3
Exons: 3
Coding region: 234-1100 (288 amino acids)
Biological process (GO): Notch signaling pathway; protein ubiquitination
Molecular function (GO): metal ion binding
Source: RefSeq, a predicted model, not a curated record